Rhipicephalus microplus (southern cattle tick) is the source of this 5607-nucleotide messenger RNA. RefSeq names its product cullin 4 (gene Cul4). The record is from RefSeq and is a predicted model, not a curated record. Gene Ontology annotation, cellular component: cullin-RING ubiquitin ligase complex. NCBI's taxonomy places the organism in Eukaryota, Metazoa, Arthropoda, Arachnida, Ixodida, Ixodidae. Gene Ontology annotation, biological process: ubiquitin-dependent protein catabolic process. Gene Ontology annotation, molecular function: ubiquitin protein ligase binding.
UCCCGUCUUCAGUCGGCCAUCUUUAAAUCUUCUAUUUUGAUUUGUGCAGUGGAAUUUCGCGUGUGCCCGGCCGCCUGCAGAAAAUAAAUGCAGCGCUGAAAACACCGAGCUAUGUGCGCAUAUGUCAGCCACAAGCACCUUCAGCACCAGUGACGAACCGAGCACAGGAGACCAGCUCGUUUUCAAGCGGAGAAAAUUGUCGGAGAACCAGUACGUCUCGGAGCGUCCAUCCAAAAGGGCAUUUUCGAUGACGGACACCACGAAAAGAGUGAUGUACUCAGCAUUAGCGGGCUCCAAUGGUGUCAAGAAGACCGUUUCGCCGAUGUCCAACAACAAGCCCAACUCGGCCAAAAAGCUGGUCAUCAAAAACUUCGAACGGCCGCAGUUGCCCGAGCAAUAUGCCGAUGAGGCAUGGGCACAGCUGCGCGGGGCUGUCGUGGCCAUCCAGCAGUCGCAGCACAUCUCGACAUCCCAUGAGGAGUUGUACCAGGCUGUGGAGAACCUCUGCUCACACAAGAUGGCCCCACAGCUGUACGACAACCUACGCUCGCUCUGUGAACAGCACGUUCGCUCCGCCCUCAGCACUUUCUCCAGAGAUUCGCUCGAUAGCAAUUUGUUUUUAAAGCUUAUGAACACAUGCUGGCAGUCUCAUUGCCAACAAAUGAUUAUGAUUCGAAGCAUAUUUUUAUUCCUGGACAGAACGUAUGUGCUCCAGAAUGCUUCAGUAGCUUCCAUUUGGGAUGUGGGCUUGGAACUGUUUCGCACCCACAUAGCCAGCAAUCCCGGUGUGCAAAGUCGUACUGUAGAUGGCCUACUCGAAUUGAUUGAACGCGAGAGGGGUGGUGAUGCUGUCGACCGGUCCCUCCUGAAAUCUCUUAUCAGAAUGCUCUCAGACUUGCAGAUGUACGGGGAAGUGUUCGAAGGUCGCUUCCUGGAGGCAACAGAACGGCUUUACGGGGAAGAAGGCCAGCAGCUUCUUCAGGAAGCAGAGGUGCCCGCCUACAUGCAACACGUUGAGCGUCGCCUGAAUGAGGAGCAGGAGCGUCUGCUGUACUACCUCGAUCACUCCACUAAGAAAGCUCUCAUUGGCUGCGUGGAGAGGCAGCUCUUGGGACAGCACUUGGGUCCCAUCUUACAGAAAGGUCUAGACCAGCUGCUUGAUGAGAACAGACAUCUAGGCCUCAUGUACAGCUUGUUUGCCCGUGUCAAAGAUGGACUACCUAUGCUCUGCACACACUUCAAUCACUAUGUCAAGAAACGUGGUCGGGUAAUAGUAAGCAACCCAGAGCGAGACAGGUCCAUGGUACAGGAGCUGCUGGACUUUAAGGAUCAGAUGGAUCAAGUGGUUAACCAUUGCUUCCACCGCAACGAGAAGUUUGUCAACUCACUCAAGGAAGCGUUUGAGUACUUCAUUAACCAGAGGCCGAACAAGCCAGCCGAGCUCAUAGCCAAAUUUGUGGACUCAAAGCUCAGGGCAGGAAACAAAGAGGAUGUGCCGCUUACAUCUGACGCAUCACCCAUCGAUGACAUGUGUGAAGUCACGGGAGGUCGUUCCUUCUGCGUGAGUUCGCACCGGCUCCUAGUGCAGAGUUUGGAAGCCCUAGUGGCCAAGGUGCAGGGAGGUGUGGUCAUCAACUUUGAGCGGCCGCCUGAGGACGUCUGGGAGCCCAACUGGCAGAGCUGUCGUCGACUCAUCUACGUGCAACGCUCAGCCCAGAAGGGCUACUCAGUUGGCCACUGGCCUCUUCCAGAGGCCUUUUGGCCAGACUUGAACUCCCCUUCACUUCCUCCACGCAGUGCACAUCCCCAGGUGCGUGUGAGCGGCUCACCGAGUGAACCUCUUCUGCUGGACAACUUGCCAUUUGACAAGUACGAGCUGGAGCCGUCGCCAUUGACCCAGGCCAUCCUGGGGCGCAAGCAGCCUACAGUGGCCUUUGCAGUUUCGGUGGCUGGAGCGGCACCUCAGAGGGGUGGCAGUGCCUUUGGCUACCUCAAGGCCAGCUCGAGCCUGGCGUGCGUGAACCUAUUUGUGCUUCCGUACAAUUACACUGUGCUGCUGCCACUGCUGGAUGAACUGUUUCGUGUGCAUCGGUGCAAGCCGCAGCGUGAGUGGAAGUUGCAGUUUGAUGCUUACCUCAAGGGCAUGCCACUGUACUACGCCGGGCCGCUGAAGCGUGCCCUGCAGCGUAUGGGCGCACCAAACUUGGUGCCAGACUCAAUGGAGAAUUGCCUCAGUUACACUGUGCUCAACUACCUCAAGCGCCUUAAGAACCAGGCGAAGGCCGAAUACGAGAAAGUGGUGAGUGCAGUGGGUGGGCCCAAGACAGGCCUGGGUGCCGAAGGUGUGCGGGUGAGCCCCGGAGUUCCACGGCCAUCCACGGGUGAGGUGACGAAGCUGUCCGAGCUGGCUCUCAGCUGGAAUCCCGCUCUGCGCGAACGCCUGCAAGGCUUGCGCCAAGAGCUCAGCGAUUUCUCAGGCUUUGCGCUGGCACCAGCACCACCACGGCCCCCCGACACGGCUGAGGCACCUCCGAGAAAUCCUUUCGAUAUCAGUCGUGCCUCUCUACUCCACCAGGUAGCACGGAUGCGGGCACGCUAUCUGCACCCCGGCACUAUCACACGGUUGCAAGAUGCUGAACAAUUGCACAACCUUCCUGUGAGCCAAAUGGGUAACUACCAGGAAUAUCUUAAGCGGAUGCCCACACCAUUGCGAGAAAUUGAAUCUACACCUGUACGGCAGCACAUGUUUGGCAACCCAUUCAAGAUUGAAAAGCGCAUGAUGGUGGAUGAAGCCGACUUGGACCCAGCUGCUAGCCAAGCACGAGGGCACAAGCGACCUGCAGCCGAGGCUCCUGGGGGACCUAGGGCUAAACGGCGGCCUGGACCUCUGCCUCGGAACUUCACUCGUAGCCGAAGUCCUAUGCCAAGUCCUCCUUCUACUCCCGAACCGGCUACUGCCAAACGGAGCCCGCCCAGGGAGGAGGAGACGAGCAAUGGCUGGGCGCCUAAUGAACCAGCUUCUUGGGAGGAGAGAAAUGGCCAGGUGGCUCCACGGUGGCGCGACAAUGGUCUUAUUAGGGGCUGCCUGCUCAAGGAAGUCAGGAAACCUGGCAGAAACUUUGAGCGUCUUUUCGAGUUGCUGGGCCUAGUGCAGGGAGGCCUGGAAACGCAGGUGUGUAUGGUGCGCCAUGUGAUCCACGAAGCGGGACGUUUCAAGCGCCGCCUGCUCAUGCAGAUGCUGCAGGACUUUGAGCAGCGGCUCGUUGAUGCAGCUGCCUUCCCAUCAGCUUAGUUGCACGUGUGGCACGAGACAGUCUGUUUUAUGCGCUUUUAUUUUGAUCACAAGAGAAUGCUCAGCCAGGCCAGGAUGAGCACUGUGCCGCCAAAGGGGGCACCGUACUUGACCGAAGGGUUGCCCGUCAGGGCAUACGCGUAACACGAGCCGCAGAAAAGGCCCAUGCCCACCAAGAGGAGACUGCCCACCUGCAAACGAAAAUCAAGUUACUGCUCUGGGCUAAGGUCGUUUGUGAAAAUGUUUUGUUACUUUUUCAAUGACCCGUGUGCACGUUGGUGGCUGCUUUGCAAGUAGUGUGGAACAUGAGUCUUGAAAUUGAGCUAACUUGGGAUGCUACGGAAGACGCCUGUUGUUGGCUCAAAUAGUACGCACAAGUCAUGACUGUGAGCUUGCCACUAUCAUCACUGAUGGUUUUUGUUCUCGUUGUUGUUUGUUUUUUCGAUCUCUUUGUAUGUUCUCCAGUUAUGUUUUUUCAAAGUUCAUUUCACAUAUUUCCCCUACCCUACCUGUUGAUAUGCUCUCGCCUCUUUUACAACAGUUGCAAUGCAAUGCGAGGUGGCUGGGCAGAGUAAACCAAACACACCAUAGACUAUUAUUUCCUAUUUGCAGUGUUCAGUCUCAUUUAAUCAUGCAUAAAUUGGUUUUGUCACCUGUUCAGUGCCAGAGGCUAUUGUUAUUUUUUAUUGCACAAUGGGUAAUUGGCAAGUGAACCCAUCUCGGGUCCAAAUUUUCCAGCAAUAACGAACAUGACCAGCUGCUGAUUUCACCAUUUUCGAUGCCACGAGAGAUUUGGUUCCACGUGUUAGUUACUGCAAUAAGAGCGAUUUCUCAGUUCAACCACAGCACUGGCAGUCAAUGUUCUAAAAGAUAAGAGAAUAUUUCUGCACAGUCACGGUAUCCUACUCGCCUAGAGAACGAUCUCCUUUAUGAAAGUGAAGACUACACUUCAUAGUACUACUUUGAAUCAGAAAGUGCAUAUUCAGUUAGCAUUGAGUUGUGCAGCCAUGGGAUCCAGUGACAGUUUUAAUGUAAGGAAAAGCAGUGUACUGUCGGUGUCAAGGGAAGAUCGAGCAGUGGCAAGCAUUCACAAUGGUAUAGUGAUAUCCUUUCAGUCAUGGCCAUUGACAGGCACACGCAUCCGGUUGGGCAGCACAGUGCAUACGCGCCUGUUCAUAGUGAUGACUGGACAUCGAGAAUGCUUGCCGCUGUUUGCGUUUCAUUCGUCACCGACUGCACUUGGCAAGCCACAUGGUACGCUUUGUCUCUUCGGUCUUCGGCAUCUUAAUUUCGUAAAUGUCUCCCAUCUUUCCUUUAUUCAAGUGUCCGGUGUUUAUUGCUACUGUUUACAUCCAGAUGCAAUCUGUCCAUUUAAAGUGCCCGGUUAUUGUAUUGUAAAUAUUGUACGUUGCCCAGCUAUCUUGCCACACGGUCUUAUUUGUACAGCUGCAUUAUCACCACUAUAUUCCAUUUUUAUAAAAUGGGAAGGAAGUCUCUGGCUGAAAUAACUUUGGCCCAAUACACAAGAGCAUGGGGUUUCCAUUGUACAGCGUACAUGCACUGCCUUUCAUGGGGGGCACUCAUUGCCAUCUCCGUACUUACUGGCUUGAUGACUGGUUACUUUUUGUAUAUAGCAGCUUCAUUGGGUUUGAGAUGUUCUUAUACAUUUCUGUUUCUUCACUCAAGAUAGCUGUACAUAAGAGGCUGCUAACAAUCAUUAUGUCUUCAAGCAGCGAGGACAAGAACGAAUUGUGUCAUGUACAAAGUAUAAACAUCAAUGUGUGCCUAUGUGUCAUUUCAUCAGAGCGUUAAGUGUCAAUAAGGAUUUGUUUAUACCAUGUUAUAUGUGCCCUCUCUCAAAUUUGCUUUUAUGGCUGCAUCGACAGCUAAAAAAGUGGCAUCAAGGCAAUACUGUUUUUUUUUUUUUCAUUCAACUUCAUGGGUCUCUUUCAGACUGCUGUGUUUGAAGCAAACUACAUUGUAUAUUUCAUGUUCUCUCUCCUCAGAAGGCACAAUCACAAAAAACACAUGAUAAAAAUGGUUGCAGUUCUCAAGGCUAAAAACUUGCAUAUUUAGUUUAUUCGUUGAAGGCAAACUCUUCAAGGCCUUAAAAUGGAUGUCAAAUCUGAGUGUAGAUCUGAUCCUCACAAAUAUUUGCUUUUUAUGUGUAUCACAUUACCUAAACUUAUGUUUUUGAAUCUUCAAGUCAAUUUUUUUAGAUAUAUAGAAAUGGUUCAAGCAGCUGCAUUACAGAAAUACAAUUACUGUUUACAUGGACAUUUUGGUUGAAAAAACAAUAAAUGUUUUGCAACAAA